Molecule: messenger RNA, 3030 nt
Organism: Gloeophyllum trabeum ATCC 11539
Lineage: Eukaryota; Fungi; Basidiomycota; Agaricomycetes; Gloeophyllales; Gloeophyllaceae
Exons: 7
Coding region: 1-3030 (1009 amino acids)
Source: RefSeq, a predicted model, not a curated record
AUGUCAGACAAGCGCAUACCUACUCUACGGAAGUACUUGCAGUCUCUUCCAUCUGCGAUCCCAUACCGAGCCGCAGAAGACUCUCAAUAUAAAUUCCACCAAUUUUCCCCGGAUGCCGAAUGGAUCAAAGAGGAAGGCCUUGAUGUUGCUGUAAACCGCGAACUUGAGGCAAUACUGGGCUCACGGUUACCGGGAUAUGUCGAGGUGAAGGAGAGAGGCCCAGGGCUUGAAGCGCUUGCAGAUGUAUUGGAUCGGUACUUGGAGCUAUCCCCGCAAUCCUUCUACCUUGAUAAAUGGCUUGAUGACAUCCUGACAUCCGUAAAGCGUAUAUACGAGCUCAAUGGUGAACCUAUCCCCGACUGUCAAAGCCCGGAAAUACCAGUGGGAAACGAAAAUGGUGGCUCAAGUGCGACAUCUCAAUCUAGCGGCAGGAAAGAGCAAGCAGUGCAAAAGCCAACUCCCGGAACAAAGCGCAAGAAGCAGUCCGAUAGCGCGAAGGCGAGCGGAAAGUCAAAGAAGAAGAAAGACACGGCUAGUAAGCCAGACACACUGAUAAUGACGAGCUUCGAGGACCCGGACUAUGUCACAUCCGAGGAGGACACCGACGAUCGUACGGCAGGGGUGAGACUGCACCCAUUGUUGCCCGCAAUAUCAAAGCCGUGUCGGAAGGUGAACUCCACGGAUCCCGAGAAGAAGCACGCCCGCUGCAUAUGCAGCAGAGAGUGUGGGACGUCGUGGGCAUGGAAGCGCCCAAAGGCCAGGGUACUACUGCAUGCGAUGAACUGUCAGUUUAUGCCCGCAGACUUGCGUUGCCAAGCCACAGAGGCGCUCGCAGCAGACGGCAAAUCAGGGGUCGUUGCAAAGGAAGCAGCGGUGAAGCUAAAUGAACAAGCUGAGGAUAGUCGAGCGAAGCAGCGGGCGGAUGUUACAGCCAACACACAGAAAAUGCUGCCCGAUGUCUUCCAGACUGAAGGGCGAAAACGGCUGAAGACGAACGCGGACCGUGAUCUCGUCAGCAUGCUUGCAUGCUGCGGCCUCUCACCCACACUCGCGGAUGCGCCAGAGUUCAAGAAGUAUUCUGCAACGCUGAAUGCGAUCUAUAAGCCACCCUCUUCGUCAUGGAUAAGGGACUUUCUCUUACCUCAGGCGGCAGCUAAGGUCAAAGUCAUGACAAUCGAGUUACUUCAGGAUCCACGGGAACGUCAUCAAACGUUGACCUUCGAUGGAGGAAAGAAGAAGAAAAGAAGCUUCUUUACGGUGCAUUCAACCACUGCGGAGGGGCGUGCCCUACUGCUGGAGUUAAGUGACGUGUCGGGAUUGAGUCAUACCGCCAACCUGAUCAAGGAGAUAAUCGAGCGUUGGUUGAUUCAGAUCGGUCCUCAUAAUGUAUCCGGCAUUGUCUCUGACAACGCCAGUAAUACGGCCGCCGCUCGGAGACUGAUUAGCGCCGCCUACCCUCAUAUAGUGAAUAUGCAGGAUUGCUGUCAUGAGCUAGAUCUGGCGAUUGAGGAUAUAUGCCGGCUAGAGGAGAUCAAACAGAUCAUUGGACCUCUUCGCGAGAUCCUCGCAUUCAUGAGUCGUUCCGGGUAUGCGACGGAGUUGUUCGAUAAAGCCCGCGUACGACUUGACCUGGGGCGAGGGCUCGAGUUCAUAGGGGAAACGCGAUUUGGCACGGUAUACUGGUCUGCCGAAUCAGUCCGCCGGAAUAUGGAGGCGUUUCGAGCAAUCCUCGAUGAUAAGUCCCUGGGCAUAACACUUGGGAUAACCCUAGAUCCCCUUCUUGAGCGCGGUUCUGUCAAGACGAUACAGUGGGAGUUACAGCUCACCAAACUCAUAGCCAUUCUUGGGCCCUUCUCGAAGGCGAUCAAAUGCUUGGAGCACUCAAGGACCACCGCAGGCGACGUAUUCCUAUUUUGGCUGGCAAUACUCGCACAGCUAAGUCAGCUAUUCGAAAGCAAUGCUGUUGGGUUGGAAACUGCAACAAUUGAAGAGAUUCGUGCGAUCACGAACACACGUUUCGAGAAGAUGAUUACCGGGCAACCGGACAACUUAUACGCUUUGGCGUUUUUCCUUGAUCCGAGGUAUCGGAACGCACCAAUCUUCAAGCACCGAAAUCCUCUUGCAGUGCCAGCAGUAACAAUUAAACGUACCGAGGCAGGCCCUGUCACUCUAUCAGGGUUGUCGGACAAGGAUGUUGUGAAGGAGAUGGGGCUGAGCCUUCUGCGUCUACUGAAGAAAGAAUACGGAGACGGUGUAAACAUGAAGAGUCCUAAGCAAAUAGAGAACCUCAUGCAACUACGCAACCCUGAUCUCGCCGGCAUUAUUCCAGCGCAAGCCAUCAACUCAUUGCGCAAUGAACUUGACAACUACACGAAAGGUCGAGACCCUUUCAAUCGCCGUUUCCGUAGUAAUGAAACGGUCCUGGACUGGUGGAAAGCGGUGCGAAAGGAUGAGCUCGGGCGUGUCCUCGGGGCCCUUGCUGUGAAGAUCUACUCAAUCUCGGUGAACUCCAUGGCUGAUGAGCGCUCCGUGUCAACUGUGACUUGGCUCUCUCAGGGCCAUAGGAGCACUAUGUCUAUCGGGACCCUCAACAACAACAUAGCAAUUCGCCAGUGGGAACGUUGGGACCCAGAGACCAUUGUCCCGCUCCGUAUGCCCACGCCAAAAUGGCGGGAUAUGCAAGCAAUGAUUUUCGCACGUAGGGGUACCGCAAGAGGAAAUGCGGGCACCACAACAAGGCUUCCAGAGCCUGAUCAAGAGCAAGGUGUCAAGAGAGUAAUCGAUGAUGACGUGACAUGGUUGGAUGAACCUACAAGAACUCUCCCGGCAAAAGUGAUGAGAGACAGACUGACAAUCCCGCACACUGGUAAUCUCAAGCUUAAUGACUUGAUUGACUUAGCAUCGCCAUUUCUGCUCGAUGUUCUCUCUGACACUCCACAGGGGCCCUCCGUAGAGGCCGUGGACAGCGAUAGAGAUGCGUCGGAUGAUGCGGUUAUGGAUGACACGCCGUUGGAAUGGGAUAAGUGGUAG